AUGAUACCCAGUAGUUAGAACAGUGAACCAACAGCAUUCCUUCACAGUCACAGGCGUUGACUCAAUGCGGCGGGAUUCACUACUCCAUAUACUGCAUUGAGUGCCCGAUGCUUACAAUCUGCCUUUUCAGGCGUUUGUGUGAGUCAACCUGACAGCGAACCAUCGGUGACACAAUACGAGGUGAUGAACAGGCACCAACAUCGCCAGCUUUAUAAGGAGCCUCUUGCCCUUGUACAUUUUCACCAUCAUCUCAGCCUCAAUUACCACCGAUAAAAGGAUCGGCACCAUGGCUGAAUUCGCCAAUAACACCAACGGCUCCGGCCUCGGCUCCAUCCCCGGCCCAUCAUUCGACACACAGCUCCUGGAAACCUUCAUCCCAGGCUACGGGCUCGCCUCGCGCAUUCUCGCUACAUACUUCCACCUCGACCUCAGCAGCUACAUUCCCGCGCUGAUCGCCGGCGGUAUCGUCUUCGCCGUCGCGAAAUACCUCUACCACUGGCUCUACAGCCUCUUCACAGACCACUUUAUUUCCACCGCGGAAAUCCGUCUCGACGAUGAAAUCUACACAUACCUCAUGUUCUGGAUGGCGCGGCAGUCAUUCACAACCCGCACGACGAGUUUCGUUGCCGGAACCAAGCUAAGUGGCGGAAAUCGGUACUACUCAGACGAUGAGUCUGGCUCUGAGGCCGAAGAUGAAGAGGAAGAUGGUGAGAGCUUCGACGACUACUGGUCACGCACGAUCAACCGCGACAAGUACAAGAAGUUGCGCUUUACCCCGUCGCAGGGCACGCAUUACUUCCGGUAUAAGGGACAGUAUAUUGCCUUUUCGCGGGAGCGUGAGGACAGUGGCAAGAAAUCCCCCUUCGCCAGCGUCGUCCCGGAACGGCUUUACUUGUCUUGCGCGGGUCGCAAUCCCAAUGCCAUCAAGGACCUUUUGACCGAAGCGCAGCGCGCAUAUGUCGCCCGCGAUGGUAUCCGCACGGUCAUUUACCGCGGGCAGAAGGGUUCUGGGGAUUGGUUCGACUGGGUGCGGUGCAUGGCUCGGUCGCCUCGUGCGCUGAGCACGGUUAUUCUCGAUGUAGAGCAAAAGGAUGCAUUUAUUGCUGAUAUUAAGGACUACUUGCACCCGAAGACGCGACGGUGGUAUUCGAACCGUGGGAUUCCGUACCGUCGGGGUUAUUUGUUGCAUGGGCCUCCCGGUACUGGAAAGACGAGUCUCUGUUUUGCGGCGAGUGGUUUGCUUGGACUACCUCUUUACCUGCUGAAUCUGAACUCGAAGAGUCUGGACGAGGAUAGUCUUAUGAGUUUGUUCUCGGAGUUGCCGAGACGGUGUAUCGUUCUUCUCGAGGAUGUGGACAGCGCUGGUAUCACCAAGAAGCGUGAAGAGGACAAUACCUCCUCCUCCUCCUCCUCCUCCUCCUCCUCCUCCAGCAACAGCAAUAACAACAGCAGCAACGACAAGGACAACGACAACAACGACGACUCUACAAAUUCAGACGACGAGAAAUCCGCCGGCCUCUCCCUCUCCGCACUCCUAAAUGUCAUUGACGGCGUCGCAGCAAGCGAGGGCCGCAUUCUCGUCAUGACAACCAACCACGCCGAGAAACUCGACCCAGCGCUCCUCCGUCCUGGCCGCGUUGACAUGACAGUGACAUUCGGCUACACCUCCAAGGCCGACAUCGAGGAACUCUUCUCCGCGAUCUACUCAACUCUCGAGGGCGACUACGGUACCAAAAAGCAGCGCCAGCAGCAGUACCAGAAGAGGAAAGAGGAGCUGGUCAAUGGCAAUGGCGCUGCUGUUGUUGCUCAUGAGAAAAAGAAGGCUGAGGUUGAUGUGCAGCGUGUUGCGAGAUUGGCUGCUGAGUUUUCUGCGAGGGUUCCUGGGGGGGAGUUCACGGCUGCUGAGAUUCAGGGGUAUCUGCUGAAUCAUAAGCAUGCGCCGACGGAUGCGAUUGAGGGAGCUGGGGAGUGGGCGGAGGGUGUGCUGAAGAAGAGGAAGGCAUAAUGGACAUGACAUUGCAUUUAGACGGCAUUGCAUUUAGCAUAGGGUUGUACUUUUAGCAUAAUGAAAUGGACAUGAUAUCAGUUUAUCAUUCAAAUUUAUGCCGGAAGUCACGCGACUGGAUACUCAACAUC
Messenger RNA from Aspergillus glaucus CBS 516.65, 2136 nucleotides. RefSeq names its product BCS1 and AAA domain-containing protein. Gene Ontology annotation, biological process: mitochondrial respiratory chain complex III assembly; protein insertion into mitochondrial inner membrane from matrix. The record is from RefSeq and is a predicted model, not a curated record. Gene Ontology annotation, cellular component: mitochondrial inner membrane. Gene Ontology annotation, molecular function: ATP binding; ATP hydrolysis activity. Lineage: Eukaryota; Fungi; Ascomycota; Eurotiomycetes; Eurotiales; Aspergillaceae. The transcript has a single exon. The coding region runs from base 287 to 2005 and encodes 572 amino acids.